AGUGGCGCAGUGUUCUCGUGUCUGUAUUUCGUCAGGCCAUCUGAGAUUGAACUAAAAUAUGACUGUUCUUCCCUCUGCGAACUGCUCUUCUCAGUUUGAGGCCCACCAAGCAAACCAGCUCCUAAAUGUCAGCAGCCUGCUCUUCCUGAUUACGUUUGGGAAAACGGUGCUGAACGCCCUCACGCUGGGGCUGCGAAGGACAUGCGCCUGUCACCAUUUCAUGGGUUAUUUCUGUAUUUCCCUGGCACUCGUUGAUCUUUUCCUCUUAGUGAGCAUUUCCAUCAUCUCCUUUUUCAGGGAGUUUGUACUUCUAGGCAUUAGGUUUACUCGGUACCACAUCUGCCUGUUGACGCAAAUUAUUUCCUUUACUUACGGCUUUCUGCACUAUCCAGUUUUCCUGAUAGCCUGUAUAGAUUAUUACCUGGUUUUCUCCAAGACCACACAACUGCCAGUUAAGUGUCAAAAACUAUUUUAUUUACUUGCAGUGAUUCUCAUUUGGGUUUUGGUCCUUGCUUAUGUUUUGGGAGAUCCGGGCAUCUACCAGAGUCUGAGUGCGCAGGAUGCCUAUCCUUACCAGUGCCCGUUCUACAUCAGCGCACAGAGCUUCUGGGUCUCCUCCUCCAUGGUGCUGGUCUUAGGUCUGGUCCUCCUCACCUUCUGGUCAGAAGUCAUCUCCUUGGGACAGGCGGUUAGGGUAACGUCCUACAUGAACGAGGCGGUCCUGUACUUCCCUUUUCCAUCCCACCCCGAAUAUAAUGUGAGCUCCAAGCAAACCCUGCUGCCCAAGCUCGUGAUCUGUUUUCUUGGUACCUGGCUGCCCUUUGUACUUCUUCAAGUCAUCGUCCUGCUGUUUGAAGUACAGAUCCCAGCCUACAUUGAGAUGAACAUUCCCUGGUUGUACUUUGUCAACAGUUUUCUCAUUGCUAUAUUGUAUUGGUUUAAUUAUCCUAAGCUCAAUGUAAGAGAUUUCACAUUACCCGUGGAUCCAUUUGUGAGCUGGAAAUGCUGUUUCAUUCCACUUACAAUUCAUACUCUUGAGAAAAUGGAAAAGCCAAUAUCUAUAAUAAUUUGUUAAUAUGUUGCCAUGUUAAAACGAAUCAUAAGAGUGAUAACUUUACAGAAGGAGGAAGCGGGGUGUGUGAAGAGCUGAGUUACAUCCUGGUCUGGUGAGUGUCAGGAAUGGAUUCCUAACAACUCCAAGAGCUAAGUAAGAAGCUCCCCCUGCUCCACAUCCACGCCUACUUAGAAGGUGUCUUUUGAGGCUAUAAAAUUAAUUUGUUAAACAGUGUUAUCUUUCCAAAACAAAAGCAUCACAAGAAAAAGGUUUUAUACUUGUUCAGAAAUGUUUAUUACAAAUAUUAGUUACUAACAAACAUGGAAGUGGAGUGAGAUGAUGUUUGGGUGUGAUAUAUAUAUAUACACACACACACACAUACUUAAUCUGAUAAUCAUCAUCAACUUUAAGAUAUGAACCUCAAUAAACAUUUUUAUCCAAUUCAGAGCAAUAAAACCAAAACCACUUUUUUCAUCGUU
Echinops telfairi (small Madagascar hedgehog) is the source of this 1533-nucleotide messenger RNA. RefSeq names its product G protein-coupled receptor 160 (gene GPR160). Gene Ontology annotation, cellular component: signaling receptor complex; plasma membrane. The transcript has a single exon. NCBI's taxonomy places the organism in Eukaryota, Metazoa, Chordata, Mammalia, Afrosoricida, Tenrecidae. Bases 59 to 1075 code for a protein of 338 amino acids. The record is from RefSeq and is a predicted model, not a curated record.